Arachis duranensis is the source of this 6259-nucleotide messenger RNA. RefSeq names its product helicase protein MOM1. Gene Ontology annotation, biological process: heterochromatin formation. The record is from RefSeq and is a predicted model, not a curated record. Lineage: Eukaryota; Viridiplantae; Streptophyta; Magnoliopsida; Fabales; Fabaceae.
GAAGUUUGAAGCAUCAUUACAUUCAUACACUCCCAAAACCGAAACCACUCCAAAAGAACUCCCUCCUUCUCUCGUCGCUCUCGCAGUUUGCAGCCCCAACUAUAACAAUUCUUUGAGUAAUUUUUCCCCGAUUUUUUUGGAGCCUCUUUUCGUACCUCGGUGGUUUUGCUGUUUGUGGAUUUCGAUUCGGCAACAAUGUGCUGCUAAACAGAUGGCAAAUAGUACAUGUUCUAGCUCAAGUUCAAUGAAUUCAAAACAGAAGCCAAUAAAAGAAAAGAGUGUGAAACAAUUGACAUUUGAAGCUAAGGAAGUCAAUGACAAUGAAGAGCACGAUUUGGGAACUUCACACUUAGAAACAAAGAGAAUGGAUGCUCGUUGGUACCGGUCUCUGUUUCGAAAACCAAAAAAUGGUAAGGUUGAGGUGCCUCAAAGGGUUCAACCUGAUAUCUUUAGAAACGAGACAGCACAAAUGCCAGAGUCAAGGAAUCCAUUACUGGAUGAAGAUUUAGUUAGGAAGGAUGUUGGGCAUGAUGGAGAAAAAUCGACUCAUUCUAAGAGAAAUGGAAUCAUGUUGGACACGGGUUCAGAUCUUUCUACCACAUUGGCUGAUGAUGAUGAUUGCAACCUCAUCCCUUCAAGGUUGCGUGACAAUAUUGUAGGGACUGGUGGGUCAUGUUCCAAACGGAGAAGGUUGGAUUGUGAUCCUGUGGUCUCAUCUAACCCUUCUACAACUGAGCUUCAGGAUGGAGUUGAUACUGAUGCAAGUGUGUUGCAAAAGGAAUAUCCUGUAAAUUCACCAAAAGAAGUCACAAAGCACACCUGUCUAAUUUGCAAGAGUGGUGGACAGCUACUGUUUUGUGGUGGAAAAGGAUGCAGCGGGUGCUACCAUUCUUCUUGUCUUGAGCCACCCCUGGUCGAUGCCUCCAUUGGAGUUUGGUAUUGCCAUUUCUGUGUGAGGAAGAAGAUUGAACUUGGUGUAUAUUCUGUAUCGGAGGGAGUAGAAUCAAUUUGGGAUGUCAAAGAAGUUUUGACAUCAAAUUCUGAUGGGUCUACUCUUGCUCGGAAAGAAUAUCUAGUGAAAUAUAAAGGCGUUGCUCAUGUUCAUAAUCGAUGGAUACCAGAAAAUCAGUUACUUCGUGAAGCUCCUUCACUUCUUAAAAACUUUAAUAUGAAAAAUCAGGACCGAAGGUUGAAGCUAGAAUGGAGUCUACCUGAUCGUCUGCUGCAGAAGAGAGCAAUAAUCCAUUCCACACAGCAAGAUGAUCACAACAUUAAUGAUGGAGUUCAAAACUUAAACUGUUGCUACGAAUGGCUUGUGAAAUGGCGUGGUCUUGGUUAUGAGCAUGCUACAUGGGAGUUGGACAAUGAGUUGUUUCUUCGUUCACCUGAAGGUCAGAGGUUAAUCAGAGGCUAUGAAGAGUGUUUCCAGAGAGCAAAGAGAGCAGCUUCUUGCUCCAGAGUAGAUAAUGUGCCACAGAUUGAUCAACUCAAGGAGCGGCCGUCAAGUCAUAUUGCAUAUAAGUGCAAGUCGGACUCUUUCAAGUUUAUUGAGUAUUGGGUUCCUGUCCAGAUAUCUCAUGCGCAGCUUGAGCAGUAUUGUGCUACUUUACAUUCAAAUGCUUCAAUUCUUCGUUCAUCAGCAAAGACGGAUAUCGAUGCCCUUCGUGACAUUAUUAUUACGGCCCGAAAGUGUUGUAUUCAUCCUUCUAUUGUUGAUCAAACACUGAAAAGUCGACUUACUGUUGGUCUUGAUGAGGCUGAAUUCAUCGAUGUUGAUAUAAAAGCAAGUGGCAAGCUGCAACUACUUGAUUCGAUGCUCAUGGAGUUGAAGGCUAAAAGCUUAAGGGGUCUGAUUCUUUUUAAGUCUAUUGGUGGUUCUGGGAGGGUUUCUGCAGGAGAUUUUUUGGAUGACUUGUUACGGAUAAGAUUUGGUCCAAACUCGUAUGAACGGGUUGACAAAGGUCUUUUAGUGUCCAAGCAGAAAGAUGCCAUGAGGAAAUUUAACAACAAGGAUGAUGGACGGUUUGUUUUUCUGUUAGAUGCAUGUGCCUGCCGUCCAGGCAUCAGAUUAUCAUCACUGGAUACUAUUAUUAUAUUUGACAGUGAUUGGAACCCAACUAAUGAUAUAAGAUCCCUUCAGAAGAUAACAAUUGAUUCACAGCCCCAAGUGAUAAAAAUAUUCCGCUUAUAUUCAGCCUUCACUGUGGAAGAAAAUGCCUUGAUCCUUUCAAAGCAAGAUAGGAUACUUGACAGCAAUUUACUGAACAUAAGCAGGACUACCUGCCAAAUGCUGUUGAUGUGGGGAGCUGGUUCCCUAUUUGAUGAUUUGAAAAUUUUCCAUCACAGUGAAACUUCUGUUUUGGGUCAGAAAUCUUCAUCUGGGCAACAACAUCUGACAGAAACAGUCCGUGAAUUAUCAUCAGUACUAUCUCAGGACGUUGAAACAAGAAACUGUUCAGUUUUAUUAAAAGUCAGGCAAAAUGGGUCAACAUACCGGGCAGAUUUUCCUUUGCCUGGUGAGAUGAAAAAUAAGAUACUGGAGGAAGAGCUUCCCCAUAUUUUUUGGACAAAACUUUUUGAGGGGAAACAGUUUAAGUGGAAGUACUCUUGUAGUUCAUCUCAGCGGAGCCGAAAGAGAGUAGAUCUUUUUGAUGGUAGUGGAGGUAUAUCAAAAAAGCGCCGGAAAGUGAAAAGCAAUCUUAUGGACCAGCCUUCUUCAAAAUCUGAAGGUUUUAAGUUAUCUACUGGGAUCAAGACAGAUAGACUUGGAUUUGAUGAUGUCGAACAUGAGGAAACAACUAGACUGCGUGAUGAGCAGAGGAGCUUAUAUCUUUCUCUGAAGCCAGAGAUCAAAAAGCUUUGUGGUGUUCUUCUUCUCCCUAUUUGGACUGUUGCUCCAUUGCUAAAGCACAAAGUUGACCACAGGGAUUCUCUUUUACUUGCAAAACAGCAUUUGGAUUUUGUCUGUAGGAAAGAAGAGGUGGAUUAUAUCUACUCAGUUUUACGCUGUCUGAAGGGACUUUUUUUACAUCGGAUGGGAAAUUCAAAGGAUACUGGUUCUCCAAAAUCUCCCGAGUCAUCAAGGAAGGUUUAUUCCAAUAAAGAAGUAGCACAAGAGGUUGACUUGUUUAAAAAUGAUGUGUUCAGAAGUAUUAGGGAAAUACGGAAGAAGUGCCAAGAGCAGUUGAAGAAACUUAAACGGCUGCAACAAGAAGAGAAGGAAAGAUUAGAAACAGCUUUUGAGGAUGAAAAGGCUGAAUUUGAGAAAAAGUACAAAAUAGAGUCAUUGGUUAUUCGGACCUGCUCUCCAAAUGAUGUGAUGAAGACAGAGAAGCUCAAAGUCUUGAACACUGAAUUUGGUUCAAAAAUUGAAGAACUAAAAUGUGAGCAUGAAACACGUCUAAAGGCUCUUGAGGACACACAUAUGGCUGCUAGGCAGAACUUCAAACAUAGAGAAGAUGCAUGGGCACAAGAUGUAGAGGAUUGGGCAAAAAGUGAAUUGUCAAACAUAGAUGCUUCAAAGGAACUUGGGACGGCAGUUGAAUACACGCAGCUGUCUGAUCAGGAAAAUGCUCACAAGGGUUCAGAGAGUAUGCCCCUUGUGUCUGAUCAUUUGACUGAUGAGAAGGGUCAUGAUAAUAACACAAAUGAGGCCAUGCCUAAUGAUGUUCAGGAUGAAGUUCAUUCUUCUACACACAAUAAACUAGAUGGGACUGUUUCAAGCCUGUCUUGUGAGAAUGCCGUGCAAACUCAUGGAGCUUAUAAUGGUUUGGAUAAUGCUACCACUGAAACUUCACAUUUACCUAAUGAAGGGAUUGCUGAUGGGGCCAUGGCAGGCAUAGUGAAUAGAGAUGCACCCAGAAAGCCUACCACCGUCACUGCUACUGAUUGUCUGGAAAAUGUUUCAGCUGAUAGUCCUCCUCCAUCUGUGGAGCAAGUAACUGAUGGAGUUGCUUUAAAUGAAAUUUUAGAUAGAUGUGCCACCCCAGAAACUAGCCACGAUCAGGGCAGAGUAAGCAUAUUGGGACGAGAGGUACCUGUGGAAGUGGAAACACAUAGGAUGGUCAAUUUUAGUGAAUGUCCCGUAAAUGCUGCUGCUGUCAAUCAUUUCUCAUCUGUGGAUCAAACAUCUGACAAAGGACCUAUAAAUGACCCAGAUAGUACUGUCUCAUCAUUCAGGUGUUGUCAAGCUGAUGGUCCUGAUAAAAGUUCCCUUUCAAAUCCACCUUUGGUACAACAAUUUACUGAUGUAGUCUCUUUGAAUGAACCUGAUGGAGAUACUCAUGAAGCGGCUGAUUGUCAUAAUGAUACAAGGCCUUCCACAGACACUUCUUCAGUGGAUAAAAGUAGUAUGAUACCAGCCCAGCUGGAAGGAGUGCAGCAAUCACCAUCUCUGGAGGCCCCUCCUGCUCAGGAUACUGCUGGAGAAGUGCAGAAUUCUUCUGAAAGAGCUGAACUAGUACCUAAUCUAGUUGGUGUUGUUCCAGCUAAUCAAUCAAAUUCAUGCAUCCUGGAGCCUUCCGAGAAUGGAGUUGAACAUCAGCCGAACAGAAAUGAUCUCCCCCACCACGAAACAGAGGUUUCAGCUGUGGUUCCUAAUCAGGAUGUUGUGCAGGCUGACUCAAAUUUAGAGCUUGGUUCACACUCGCAAGCAGUUGUGCACUCUGUCCUAAAUUCAGGCCAUGAUUCACUUGGGCCAGUUGGAGUCAUAAGAGAGGCUUCAAGUUCAAGCUUGAGAAAUUUGUCAACUCCUUCAGAAAUCAACAAUCAUCCUAUACAUACUGCAACUCAUUCAGCUUCUAGAAUGCCUCUGCCGUUGAGCGCCGAUCCACUUAAAAAUGAAUUGGAAAGAAUAAAAAAAAUUAUUGAACAACUGACCAAAAACCAUGAAGAAAUGAGAUCUAAACUGAAGUCUGAUUUCGAAAAGGAAUUGGAGGCACUUCGUAGGAAGUAUGAUAUUAAAUUUCAAUUGGUUGAGAAUGAAUUUCAACAAACGAAGAACAGGUUGGAUUCAAGUUACCACACAGUUUUGGUAAAUAAGAUGUUGGCAGAUUUUUUUCGGUCCAAAUGCAUGUAUCGUAAAACAUCUGAUGCAUAUGGAGUGCAGCAAGAUGCAGGUGUUGCCCAGCAGUCGAUUCAGCUUGCAAGACAACAAAGUGCUACUUUUCCUUCCCAGGUUGUUGCUGGUUCAUCUUCCCGGGGACCACUUUCUGCCAAUCUUCAUAGUCCAUCUGCUUUGGUUAGCUCUCAGAAUUCGCUCCCACCUUCAAAUGUUACUUACAAGACACCAAGUCCUCCUGCAAGACUUCCUCUUAACUGCAAUUCUUCACCCUCAGGGAAUUUUCCGAUUGCCAGUGAGAUGCGAGCCCCGGCACCACAUCUCCAGCCUUUUAGACCCUCGACACCUAUGCUGGCUCCUAAUCACCCUGCUCUCCUUCAUGGGAUGCCAAAUCAGGCUGCACCUAUUAACAUACCUGCGAUUGCUCCCACAUUGUCUUGUGUUCCAGCCCAACCAACUCCACUGACAUAUCAGUCUGAUCCUCAGAUGGCCCACCAGCCGAAUAGCUCUGUUGGAACUGGUGGGUUUUCCACCCUUAACUUACGGACCAUCAGCUUACAUGCGAAUGCCAACACUCAAUCUACUGUUUGUCUUCCAAGAGUUCAGCCAAGUAUGUCAGAAGUGGUUUCUUUGAACCCACCCAGAAUUGGCACCAGUGUUAAUGUGACUCCUAACUCAUCCAGUCAAGCUGCAUCUCUUGAAUUAGUCUGUUUAUCAGACGAUGAGUGAUGACUAACUCUAGAUGAAAUUUUGCAUACUUGUCCUAACAAUAGGCCACGAAAUAGAUUUUCUAAAGCCCUAUUUUUUUAUAGGUGAAAGCUUUUUAAAUCAAUUUAGGAGGGAAGGUAUUGUUGGAUCGAUGGUGGUAUCUGUAUUUGAUUUUUGGGGUUUUGGGUCCAACAUUUGCUAAUUAUUGAUUUUAUGAUGUACAUAUAUGUAAUUAAUCUUACAUGCAAUGAAUAGAUGGAUGUUAAACGAAGCAUAUCGGAAUCUAAUAGUAAACUAAUGCAACUAGAAACGACCAAAAUCUUACAUCUAAGAUCGAACAAAUAUUUUCCCGGAGUUUAUUUAAAGUAUUGGUUUGCGCGGUCUUGUUCGCUUGUGGAUGGUUUUGAAUAGAUUGCAACGUGCACCAAACUACUGAGAGAAUUAUUGCCAUGAGUGUAUUAGAGACAUUUUUCAAUGUAUACAAUUAAGAUU